Messenger RNA from Terrapene triunguis (Three-toed box turtle), 1741 nucleotides. Its product is annotated as palmitoyltransferase ZDHHC3. Bases 233 to 1132 code for a protein of 299 amino acids. Lineage: Eukaryota; Metazoa; Chordata; Testudines; Emydidae. Gene Ontology annotation, biological process: peptidyl-L-cysteine S-palmitoylation; protein targeting to membrane. Gene Ontology annotation, molecular function: protein-cysteine S-palmitoyltransferase activity. The transcript is spliced from 7 exons. Gene Ontology annotation, cellular component: Golgi apparatus; endoplasmic reticulum. The record is from RefSeq and is a predicted model, not a curated record.
UUCAUUUGGGCAAAUUUUGGCAGGCACAUCUUAGAUACGGAGAAGAUUUAUGUUGCAUAAAACUGGUGCAGCAAGAUCACCCUUUCACAGUUACAGCUCCCUUUCUGCAGCCUGGAAUCUUCUACAUGCUUCUCAUACCGUUAUGUAGAAGGAGCUUUCUGAGUUUCAUUUGUAAAGCAGAAGACGACUAUUUUUGAUUCUUUUUCACAUUCAAGUAUGGACAUUAUAAUCUAUGAUGAUUACUCCAAUCCACCGCUUCAGAGAUAUUGAGAGGAAACCUGAAUACCUCCAGCCAGACAAGUGUGUUCCACCUCCUAGCCAUAGUUCCUUGGGAACAAUGUGGUUUAUUCGAGAUGGCUGUGGUAUUGCAUGUGCUGUUGUUACCUGGAUGCUUGUCUUCUAUGCAGACUUUGUAGUCCUUCUUGUUAUGUUAGUUCCAUCAAGAGACUAUAUUUAUAGUGUGAUCAAUGGGAUAUUGUUCAACAUGUUGGCUUUCCUGGCUUUGGCUUCACAUUUUCGAGCUAUGCUAUCAGAUCCGGGUGCUGUGCCCAAAGGUAAUGCCACAAAAGAAUUCAUUGAGAGCUUACAGCUGAAGCCAGGACAGGUUGUUUAUAAGUGUCCAAAAUGCUGUAGCAUCAAACCAGACAGAGCACAUCACUGCAGUGUUUGCAAGAGGUGUAUUCGGAAAAUGGAUCAUCACUGUCCAUGGGUUAAUAACUGUGUAGGAGAGAAUAACCAGAAGUACUUUGUACUGUUUACAAUGUAUAUAGCACUAAUUUCCAUGCAUGCCCUAAUCAUGGUGGGAUUUCACUUCCUGUAUUGCUUUGAAGAAGACUGGACAAAAUGCAGCUCCUUCUCUCCACCAACUACAGUGAUCCUUCUUAUCCUCUUGUGUUUUGAGGCUCUCUUGUUUCUCAUCUUCACAUCUGUAAUGUUUGGGACCCAGGUACACUCCAUCUGCACUGAUGAAACGGGAAUAGAACAAUUGAAAAAGGAAGAGAGAAGAUGGGCUAAAAAAACAAAAUGGAUGAACAUGAAAGCAGUAUUUGGCCAUCCGUUCUCUAUAGCAUGGCUUAGCCCAUUUGCUACUCCAGACCAAGGAAAGGCAGACCCAUACCAGUAUGUGGUCUGAAGAAUUUCCACUAAAAUAAAACCACAUUUCAGCACUACUGUUAUAUAAUUUUUAUAUGAAUGUUUAAAACAAAACGUAAAACAGAAACUCUUUUUAUGUCUAUUAAAGGCUGUUCGUUGCAGAGAAAAAAAAAAAGCCCUGUAUUCUGCAAUUUUAGAUAAUACUAUGUCUCUGGUGGCUGAAGUGUCUUCUUUUUUUCUGAUUUUUUUUUUUGUUUUGUUUAACUUGUUAACUUUACUGGCCUUUGUUUCUAUCUGCUUCCUGUAUGGCAUAAUUAAUGUGAAGGAGACCCUCUUUCUCUGUUGUGCCUGUCUCUGCUAACCGAGUAGACUGUAAUGCUGUCUCUAGACUGUGAGGGUAUCUGUGUAAGUGCCAACAGUGCCAUCUUCCUACACAGACAUCUUUGGACCUCCUAAUGGUGUGUAUAGCUCUGACUGGGCAGUGAGUUUCUUUCAUAAAAGAGGACGUUAGCUGAGAAAUAGACACUUUGCUUACUGAACAUUGAAAGGUAGAAGACGAGGGUGUGAUGCUGUGCGAGAGCCAAUUAAUAAUGUGGUCACAUGCAGUUAAAGUAUUUAAAACAAAUGUUGCCAAUACCACCUUUUUUGU